AUGUCUUUUCUCAAGGCUUUCUCUGCCAUUGCAGCUCUUACAGCUGGCCAUGUCACUGGUCUGGCAGUAAGACAAUCGCCCGCUGGCGAAGCAACUGUCGAUAUCGCGAAUCCCAGUGGUCCGGCUAGGUUCCUCGGUUCCGGCUUCAUCUACGGGUUCCCCGAUAACGGAAGAGAGAUUGAUACCUCCAUCCCCGACCACUUCCAGCGCUUCGACUCGGCCCUCUCCAACUACCGGACCACGCGCAAGUACGGAGCUGACUUCAUCCUAUUGCCCCACGACCUCUGGGGUGCCGACGGCGGCCAAGCAGGAGGCUCAAUCUUCCCCGGUGACAAUGGCAACUGGACAGAGACUGAGCUUUUCCUCCACCAUCUUGUUGAUGACAUCAAGUCUAAUAACAUGCUCGACGGCCUUGUCUUUGAUAUCUGGAAUGAGCCUGAUCUUGACAUCUUCUGGGCUCGAUCUUGGGAUCAGUACUUGGAGUACUAUGUCAGGGCUCACAAGAUCAUUAGGGCUGAACUUCCGGGCACUUUGAUCAGCGGACCAUCAGCCGCCAACGCCCCAGCCGUUGACUUGGAUAACUGGAAGGCUUGGAUGUCCAAGGUGGCAGCCAAUGACGCCAUUCCCGACAUCUACUCCUGGCAUCAAAUUGGUGAAUGGCAGCGUGAGCCCGACAGAACCGUUGCCGACUUCAAGUCUCUCCAAAGCACCUACAACCUCCCAGACCGCCCAAUUGACUUGAACGAGUACGCCUGGCCAUCCGAGCAGAACCCUGCCAACGGCGUCUUCUACCUCGCCCAACUUGAACGCCACAACCUCCGCGGUCUCCGCGCCAACUGGGGCGGCGGUUCCGACCUGCACAACUGGAUGGCCGACUUGCUCUUCAAGGAUGCCAGCGGAGCCUACAAGCCCAACGGAGAGUGGCAGGUGUAUAAGUACUACGCCCAGAUGACCGGCGAGCGCGUCGCUACCACCGCCUCAGCUGACCGGACGUUUGAUGUCUUUGCCACCGUUGAAAACAACAGCGUCAAGAUCCUCGCAGGAACCAGGACCGUUCAGAAGAACUACGAGAUCAAGGUCUCUGGACUCAGCAGGCUCGGUCUUCCCAGCGACGGUUCCGUCCAAGUCCGCACCCUGCGUUUCGACUGGGCUGGCACCAAGGCUGAGGUUGGAGGACCGGUUGACUUGGGUGUUACCAGCAUUUCGUCCGCUUCUGACAGCCUUACUAUCCUGGUCGAGCCACCUACCAACUCCACCGCAUUCGCUUUUGAGCUCUUCUAA
Messenger RNA from Colletotrichum tamarilloi, 1281 nucleotides. RefSeq lists its product as uncharacterized. The transcript has 4 exons. Bases 1 to 1281 code for a protein of 426 amino acids. The record is from RefSeq and is a predicted model, not a curated record. NCBI's taxonomy places the organism in Eukaryota, Fungi, Ascomycota, Sordariomycetes, Glomerellales, Glomerellaceae.